Saccostrea echinata is the source of this 5284-nucleotide messenger RNA. RefSeq names its product ras association domain-containing protein 1-like. The record is from RefSeq and is a predicted model, not a curated record. The transcript has 7 exons. NCBI's taxonomy places the organism in Eukaryota, Metazoa, Mollusca, Bivalvia, Ostreida, Ostreidae. Bases 308 to 2362 code for a protein of 684 amino acids. Gene Ontology annotation, biological process: signal transduction.
UAACACACUGAAAGUGAUUAGUUUCAAGGGAAUAGGAAGUCUAAGGGCAAGAGAGCUGUAGAAAUUAUCUUGUCUCAAUCAGGUAUUUUUAGAAUUGCUUCAGGAUCCAUUAAAUUUAGCAUCUCUGUUGAUAUGGUGGUGAGAUUGUGGAUCAGUAGUCAGUGAUUGGUGUUACAAGCCUCCUAAGCUUUGUAUCAAUCUAUCCCAAGAGAUAAAAUCCCCUCUUCUCACCAGGAUAGCUCUGAAGCAAGUGUUAUGAUGUGCUCAUUCAGCUCAACUUCAGUGGAUGUCUCAGGCACUGUGAGGCAUGGAAGAUAGCAGAGAAUUAUUCAUUCCAUUCCGUAAGAAAACCAAUAAGCUGAACCGAUCCAGGCGCAUUAGUGCGGCCAGGAAUUUUCUGCAGUCUGAGAUAUUCAAACUCAAUUUUCAAGAUAUUGCUUCAUCGCCUAAGUUUAGACCUCUGAGGCAUGGAUUCAUUGAUGAAGACGAUUUUGAGGAUUUUAAGCAGGAUUUGUUAGAUUUUCGUGUGUUAAAACAAGAAUUAAGAGAGGGAAGUAGUCCGGAGUGUCAGCGGAAAGCUAGACAAGCCACGGCAGAAGCACGAAGGAGUCGACUAAGUACAGACCAGUUAAUGGAAUUUUUCAACAGUGAUGAGAAUUUCCAGGAGUUUGAGAGAGUGUUUGAGACUUUUAAAAGUAAAAGGUUCUCAAAUAGUGCGGAUAAGCUUCGACUGUCCCUGAACAGGUUUGAGGACGAUGACAGCGAUAGCAGUGAUGACGAUGACAAAACCAUUGUGUUAGAUGAUGAGUUAUUUAUAGGUGACAUUGAAGAUGACCCAGAGGAGGAUAUGUUUACAGAAUUUUUUGACAAUGAUGCAAGUUUUCUUGAGUUUGAGAGGGAAUUUCAGACAUUUAAGGUAAAACGUAGAUCUCGUGUGAUCGAUAGAAUUAACAGACAGUCUGGCUGUGACAUUGUGUCGGAACUACAAGCAAUCUGUGAUAGGGACCCUACAAAGAAAUAUGAUGCCAUGUUGGAAGCAGGUGAACAUAGGCUAUGGAACUCAGGUGGAGAAUGGGACUAUAUAUUUAGUCAUCUGAACAAGAACAGGUCCACAUCAGCCUCGAACAUAUCAGGGAACUAUGGGAGUUGUUCAAGUCUUAACACAGUUCAUACUUACUCCGAAUGUGAUACCGGAUUCUAUUCUGCGGACCCUAGUAAUGUGAAUAGUAUUCAGAAUCAUGUGGAAUGGAAUAGUAAUGUACCAAGUCGUUCACGUUCUAAAAGUGAUAUUUCAGGUUGUGUACAAUGUUGCUCAGAACCAAGCAAUGUGAACAAUGUACCAAAGUGUUCAUGCUCAGAACCCUGUGCUCAAAAUUCUAGUCAUGAUUGUCAUUUUACAAGCCACCAAAAGUGUGCACAGUUAGUGCGACUACCCUGUAAACACUCCCCCGACGGAAUUCCUCUAGACGACUCCUCCCAGGAAGUGGAGGGACUUCCCAAUGUCUCCGAUGUUAAUCAGAGUGCCAGCAACGAGACAACUUCGGAGGCUACAAAUGAGAAGGAUGAGACGGACAGUGGUUACAGGUCAGGGACCAUCCCCGACGACAAGUUACCACGAAAACCAAGCCAGGCCACUCUCAACAGGGAGGAGUUGAAGAAGAAAUUAGAGGAAUAUAAUUCACUGGUGCCUGGGGCUGAUUUCAAACUACAUACAGAAAAGGGUGAAACUUUCCAAGGUUUUGUGAAGGUGACCUUGAACCUUGUACGACCUAUCUGUAUGUCACUGGGGGCACGACCCCCAUCUGUCUACGAACUCCUGACCAAUGAGCACAUCGUGGAACAGAACACCCAGACUAUUUCGUUCUACAUGCCCCGGGACACAGUCAAGUCCAUCCAUAUUACCAGUGAUGAAACUACAAAGGACGUGAUCUCCAUGUUGUUGAAAAAGUUCCAUAUUUUAGACAAUCCCAGAAAAUUUGCCUUGUAUGAGCAAGAGCUGAAUGAGAAAGGCAAAAUAGCCAAGCUUCGGCGGAUCCAAGAGACGGAAUACCCACUCCAUGUAUCAUUACUCUGGGACUCAGACAGAAUAGAAAGAACACGUUUCGUUUUACAGGAAAACGAAAAUGGUGAAAUUGAUUGGGAGGCUUUCAGUUUACCCGAGUUAAGUAACUUCCUGCGAGUACUAGACAGGGAAGAACAAGAGUACCUAACAGAACUUAAACACAAGUAUAAAUUCAUGAAGAAGAUUGUCCAGCAAAGACUCAAAGAACUUCGAAUUGAGAAGCAGCAGGCUGCUGGCAGCAAAAGGGAUUCGUACAUCCGUCCUGCGGGGGCUGAUCAUCCGCUAGCCCAGUCUUCAUGAUUUGUACAUAAGGUUGUGAUGCCUCAGACGAGGAUGUGGUGCUUUUGUCAUGUGAUAUAAAAUUGUCCAAUCAGGGAGCCUCAUUACAUUAUGUGCAGAACUGAAUCAAUCAAAAUGAGGUUCUCUAACUUGUUGGAUUCAAUUUCUUUCAUACCUCGGGUGUUAAUAUGAUAUGGACAUGAUAUCAGUGUAGUGCCUAAAUGUGUAAAUGUUCAUUCCCAAUCUGGAGAUGAAAAGUCCAAAAAAAAAUAAUCACUGUGAUGUUAUUUUAGCACUUUGCGUUUUGGAACUCGCUUGGAGACAGUUAAUUCCCAUCUCCAAAAUGGCUGUCAGGGCCAUUAUUUAUGUAUAGUGUUUAUAUUAUAUAUAAGAUAUAGAUUAUAAUAUGCAUGCAUCAGAGACUAGUCAUGCUAAAAAAAAAUUACAAAACAUUGUAAAAUAAUAAGUAUACUCAGCAUUGUAUAGAUCAAUCAUAAGUGCUGUCUCUGUUUCUUUAUAGAUGAUUUUUUUUAGGGCAACAUGGAUUUAAUUCAUUGUUUUAGAGCUGUACCUAUUCUUCCAGUAGAAUUCCAUCCUGCAUCAUCAUUCAGUAUUACAUGUAAACAUUUUAUGUGUAGAGGUGCCAAUAGACUUAUCAAUUUGUAGCUGGGAAAAAUAAAUUAAGACGGGAUUUAAAUUCUAACCUCAAAAAACGUCUCUGGUCAAGUAAAGCUAUAUAGAUUGACAGAUUCAAAUAUGCCACCAAUUUCAGGAUACUGACUUCUAAGUGUGAAACUUGGGUAAAUGAUAUUAAGAGUAGAUAUUAACGUUUUACUCAUGUUAUAUGUUAUUUUGGGUACUGGAUUCUAACGUUUUGCACAAUCAAAUACAUGUACAUAUUUUCUGUAAGCUGGCAGCUCUGUGUUACACUUGUUGCAUCACUAAAUGUGAUAUUUUUCUCUGGAAUCAUUUGCGGAAAAAAAAUUAUGUACACCUUAUGUAGACUUCACAUAUAAAUGCCAUUAAGAUGCCUUCCAGAGAUUUUUUUUUCACCCCAUACAUAUUCAACAUUCACAUUUAAUCGAAUUAAGAAUGAAAAAUUGAGGACUUCAAAUAUCUGUAAACUCAAUCAUGUCAAUAGCUUAGCACCCUGAAUUCUUGGCAUAAUAUUGGAUGCAGAUCAAAUCUGUGUCAACCCUUCCUGUGUUCCAGGUGCAUGCGAUGCCAAAGUUCUGCAUUGAACCUUUAUAUACCUAUAUCCCAUCUCAUCUUUUGAAUAUAAAUACUGUCCAUGCAGCUGAUGCUUUGGAUAGGUAGUCAAGGGAGAAAUCAGUAAUUGAAAAAAUGUGUCUACAUAUACUUAGAAAAAGAUCCCCUUGUUACAAGUGGUGAUGUUAAUCACACAAUACUGCCACAGCUUGCUCACACAAAACACAUUGUGCUUCAAUAUACCUGCAUAGGAUAGCAUUGGAGUUGCAUAGGGUAAAAUGUAUGAUAUAAUAGACUUAUCUAUUAUUUUUACAGCAGAUGUUUUCUCUAAAGUGCCUUCUCUCUACUAUAGCUCAGAACACACAUUGUCAAUAUAUUUAUAAACUGUUAAGAUUUUACAAUGAGUAGUUCAAAUUUUAAGCAGAUUCUGAUACUUUAUAUUAAUCUUGCAAAUAUACAGAAUCACCAUUUGAUAUUUUUCACUAUCUGUGUGGUAAAUUGCAAAUGGCUGCCAUUUGUCAUGGCAACCAGCUAGGGGGGAAAAUAUGCUGAAAUCAGCUGAUGUGUAAUCAGGGCUAUGGGAGCUUUGUUUAUAUAUGACACAAGGGAAGGGAGCAUGUUUACAUUUCCUUUCCUAACAGGUGUCUCUUGAAUUGGGGAAAAAAUUCUAGAUGCCAGACAGAUAAUGAAAGAUGAAAUCAGUUGGUGGAAACUCAUCAUAUCCCAAGGUCUUCUUUAGAUAGAAAACAUCUUGAAAUUUUACAUUCAGCUAUGUUGUAGUAUACUGUCACAGUGUUAUUUUGACCAGUGAAUGCAGUACUCUGUGUCCACAUAUUUUAUGCAACAGACCUUUUGUUAAACGCACCACACUUUUAGUAAAUAGCUUGCCUUACAUUCCCGGUAUAAUUGGUACACUGUAUGUUGACCAUGCCCUGACUAUUCAUGCUAGCAUUUGAUUUCCAUCACAGACACACAUCACUAAGAGGUAUUCCACAUUUAUAGUAUAUGUGGAAAAAAUUAUUUUCGAGUGCCAGUGAUAAAUUUAAAUAAUAAAAUUGCAUUUAUUAUUGUAUUUAUUGUCAUUAAUUCAUGAUUUGCAUCAUUUUUUGUCAAUAUUUAUCAUUUUCAUGAAUUACAAAAUUCAUGUUUUUCUCAUCAAACAUGUACAAGUGUCAUCACAGGUGCACAUUGUCUGGUUUUGAUUUUUUAUUUGGGGUGGUGAGGUGGAUUUUAGCUAGGUCUUUUUCUUGGUCUUUUGGAAAAAAAAAAUAUAUGUAUAUCAUCAUCAUUAUAGUCGUAUUAUCUAUUAGCAUGAUUAGUGCAUCCCUAUAUGUAAACAGAAGAUGUGAAUAUAUUAAUACUUAUUUCUGUAAUUGCUGUAAAGUACACAGCGUGGUCCUUUGAUCUCUAAUUAACUGAAUGAUUCUUUAAUUGAAAAAAUGGCUCAUAUAUUUAUUAUGGAAUGACUGAGUAAAAAUUAAUUUUGCACCUUGUAUUAUUUUGAGUGCAGUGGUGUUUAACAGAUUGUACAUGUGCUACAAAUGAAAACUUGUUAACGAUAUCAUUGAUUAUUAAUUCAGGUCAAAGUAUGACCUUGAAAGGUCAUGACAUGACCUUGUAUCAUCAGAGUAACCACAGCUUUAUGGAUCUUGUUACAUAUAUUGUUGAAUUCUCUGUACCUUACUUUCAAGCAAAAAACCUGUUAAAAAAACAAUAAAAACGAAACAAAAAUCA